ACAUGGCGGAGGAGGAGCCGCGGCCCCUGCCGGAGGCGGCAGACUCGGACGCGACUCCGGCCGCGGGCCCGGCGCACGCCUCCGGCCCGGAGGAGGCUGGGCGCGUUAGUCCUUUGAAGUCAGUCAUAACUAGGAGAGAUGGAGAUGGCCCAUCUGAAAUAGAACUGAAAAUUGAAAAAGGAGAAGAAGAAGUUGUCAAAGAACCUCCCGGCAUCCUGGAUUCAUCUGAUUUAGCACGAGAAAGACAUAUCUCCAUUCAGAGACAGCUUGCUGACCUAGAGAAAUUAGCUUUCAGAGCUGAAGGGGAUCUUGAAUCUGCCAGUUCACUGAACUCCGAUAAUCUUGAUGCAGGAAACAAACAGGCUUGUCCGUUGUGCCCUAAGGAAAAAUUCAGAGCUUGUAAUAGCCAUAAGCUUCGUCGCCAUCUUCAGAAUUUACACUGGAAAGUCUCAGUUGAAUUUGAAGGUCACAGGAUGUGCAUCUGUCACUUACCUUGUCUGCCUGUGAAACCAAACACUGUUGGGGAACAGAUAUCCAGUAAGAUGGGCGCCCAUUAUCAUUGUAUCAUUUGUUCAGCAACAAUCACCCGGAGAACUGAUAUGCUAGGACAUGUUAGGCGCCAUGUGAAUAAAGGAGAGACGAAGUCCAGAUAUAUUGCUGCUUCUUCUACUAAACCAUCUAAUGAAAUUUUGAAAGAGGCAGACACGGAUGUACAAGUUUUUCCUAACUAUUCUAUACCUCAGAAAACAGAUUCCUACUUUAAUCCCAAAAUGAAACUAAAUCGGCAGCUAGUAUUCUGCACAUUAGCUGCCUUGGCUGAGGAACGAACACCGCUGGAAUGUCUGGACGCCUUUGGAGCCACUGGGAUAAUGGGACUGCAAUGGGCAAAACAUCUUGGAAAUGCAAUCAAAGUUACAAUUAACGACUUGAAUGAAAACUCUGUGACACUGAUUCAGGAAAACUGCCAUUUAAACAAACUGAGAGUGAAGGGGGACAGUGAGGAAGAGGAAGAGAGAGAGGGUCUUCCUGAAGGAGAGGAAGACCUCGGUAACAUUAAGGUCACCAAGAUGGAUGCCAAUGUGCUGAUGCAUUUGAGGUCUUUUGAUUUCAUACACCUAGACCCUUUUGGAACAUCUGUGAACUAUCUGGAUUCUGCAUUCAGAAAUGUAAGAAACCUUGGCAUAGUGUCAGUGACCUCUACUGACAUCAGUUCUCUGUAUGCCAAGGCACAGCACGUUGCGCGACGGCACUAUGGCUGUAACAUCGUCCGGACAGAGUACUACAAGGAGCUGGCUGCCAGAGUAGUUGUGGCUGCAGUGGCAAGAGCUGCAGCUCGAUGCAACAAAGGCAUAGAAGUCCUGUUUGCAGUGGCGCUUGAGCACUUCGUGUUGGUGGUCGUGAGAGUCUUGAGGGGGCCCACCUCAGCAGAUGCAGCAGCCAAGAAGAUCCAGUACCUGAUCCACUGUCAGUGGUGUGAAGAGAGAAUCUUCCAGAAGGAUGGUAACAUGGUGGAAGAAAACCCAUAUAGGCAGCUGCCCUGUAACUGUCAUGGAAGCAUGCCAGGAAAGACAGCAAUAGAACUUGGACCCCUGUGGUCAAGUUCCCUUUUCAACACUGGGUUCCUGAGAAGAAUGCUGUUUGAGUGUCUUCAGCAUGGUUUGGAUGACGUUCAGGCCCUGCUGAAGACGCUGAUCUUUGAGUCAGAGUGCACUCCUCAAAGCCAGUGCUCCGUCCCUGCGCCCUCCAGUCUCAGCAAGCAAGAAGAAAAUGGCGUGUGUGUUAAAACUACAGACGAACCCACAACAGACAAUUACAUUGCACAAGGGAAGAGAAAAAGUAAUGAAGUGAUCCCAAAUUUAGCCAAGAAGCAGAAGACUGAUGUCAGUACGGAACAUCCUCCCUUUUAUUACAAUAUCCACAGACACAGCAUUAAAGGGAUGAACAUGCCAAAGUUAAAAAAGUUUUUGUGCUAUCUUUCUGAAGCAGGUUUUAGAGUAAGCCGGACUCAUUUUGACCCAAUGGGUGUUCGUACGGAUGCACCUCUGAUGCAGUUUAAAUCGAUCCUUUUAAAGUACAGCACCCCCACCUACGCUGGCGGACAGGCAGAGGGCCCUGUCCAGUCAGCAGCUGAAGACACAGCGGCCAGCAGGGCUGAAACGUCCGUGAAGGAAAGAGCAGAAGCAAGUGGCUGCAGAAGAUGGUAAAUGCGGAGAAGAGCCUGGUGUUCCGCACCAACCUAGGUCCUUUUCUAACCUUUCAGUUCAGUGCUGUAAUAAAAAGAAGUGCUGUUUUCAUUCAGAAAAUUAGCAGUUUUUAACCUAGCUGGUUUGGGAGCUUUGCAUCCCAGGUUUUUCUUAUUUUAAAGAGAAGUCUUUAAGGAAACAUUUCAUAUGAAACCGCGAUUCUGAUGGGGAUCACCCUACUGUUUAAUAAUUUGGAGAAUUUUCAUAUGCAAAGUGUUAGAACUUAACGUACGUUAUGGAAGCCAUCUUUACUAUUGUUAACCACAUCUCUACUUCAUGAUGCUUGUUUUUCUGUAUGUAGCAUACAAAGUGAAGCCAAAGCCUUUUUCCUAUUAGAAUGACCUGGAUAGAACAGGUGUAUUUCAUAAUUGCAAAGCUAAAAUACAUUACUAUGUUUAAGAAAUCAAACUUCACAUAGAUUGUAUUAUCAGCUUUUAAAAAACACUCAUCUGAGGUAGAAAAUUUUUUUCUUACAAGUUUAAGGUCUAGAUAACUAAAUCCAGAAUAAGAUUUUGUCAGAAUAGAGACCAUUGUUCCAACAACUGUUCAUGAGCACCGAAAUCCUGAAGAAGAGACACUUUAUCUUAAACUAAACAGGUCUGGGUGAUCUCAAGUGCCUCGGUAAUGCACAUCUAACAACCACUCGCUUGGCUGUGCUGCCUCUCAGUAGUGUGUUCCCCUCUGAAAUGAGCAUUUCUAGUGUGGGGGUUGGUUUAUUUGUUUUGGUUUUUUUGAAUUCUGUGUAUGUAAAUCUUUUUAUAAAUAGCCUAGCCUAGCCUAGCACAAUUAUAAAAAUUGAAAAAAAAAUCUUAUUUUCACUGA
Molecule: messenger RNA, 3065 nt
Organism: Lepus europaeus (European hare)
Lineage: Eukaryota; Metazoa; Chordata; Mammalia; Lagomorpha; Leporidae
Gene: TRMT1L
Product: tRNA methyltransferase 1 like
Exons: 16
Coding region: 3-2204 (733 amino acids)
Biological process (GO): tRNA N2-guanine methylation
Cellular component (GO): nucleus
Molecular function (GO): RNA binding
Source: RefSeq, a predicted model, not a curated record